Molecule: messenger RNA, 483 nt
Organism: Saccostrea cuccullata (small rock oyster)
Lineage: Eukaryota; Metazoa; Mollusca; Bivalvia; Ostreida; Ostreidae
Product: B-box type zinc finger protein ncl-1-like
Exons: 1
Coding region: 1-483 (160 amino acids)
Biological process (GO): negative regulation of translation; proteasome-mediated ubiquitin-dependent protein catabolic process; protein polyubiquitination
Molecular function (GO): ubiquitin protein ligase activity; translation repressor activity
Source: RefSeq, a predicted model, not a curated record
AUGAACACUGAUGAUGAUGACCAAUCAAAAGUUGUUCGUUACUCUGGCUCCACAGAGAAACAAACCAUUCAGUUUGAUAGUGAAGGUAAACCUCUGUAUUCAUCUGGUUACUUCAGUAAAUACAUCAGUGAGAACAGGAACCUGGAUAUCUGUGUGGCUGACUAUGGAGCCCAUGCUGUAUUGGUGGUUAAUCAGGCAGGAAAACUUCGAUUUAGAUACACUAAUCCCUCUACUAUGAAGGGAUCAUUUGAUCCAGUCGGCAUCACAACAGACAGCCAGAGUCAGAUCCUUACAUCAGACAGUAACAACCUCUGUAUCCACAUCCUAGAUCAGGAUGGACAGUUCCUCCGUUACAUUGAUAACUGUAAUCUACAGUCUCCAUGGGGUUUAUGUGUAGACACCAGAGAUAACCUUUUUGUGGCUGAGUGGGACAGUGGUAAAGUGAAGAAAACCAAAUAUAUGUUAACAAUGUGUUUUAAAUGA